Molecule: messenger RNA, 3335 nt
Organism: Aphanomyces astaci
Lineage: Eukaryota; Oomycota; Saprolegniomycetes; Saprolegniales; Verrucalvaceae
Exons: 2
Coding region: 25-3231 (1068 amino acids)
Biological process (GO): protein phosphorylation
Molecular function (GO): metal ion binding; ATP binding; protein serine/threonine kinase activity
Source: RefSeq, a predicted model, not a curated record
CGCUCGUAGAUUGUUUGGCGGGAGAUGACCAGACGUAGAAAUCAUUCUUGGACCUGCAGCAUGUCGGAGAGCAAGGACCAUGCUGCGAGAAUGGAGGCCUUGCGUCGUCAACUCAACGUUACGCCAUCAACUGGACAACCCUCGAAUGCCGACACCGUCUUCCAGCUGCGCGCAGCCAUGGCUAACCAGACUAUCUCGCUACCAACUGUUGGGCACACUCAAGGGUACACAGCAUCAGCCCCACCAUUGCCGCCCCAACAACACCCUUCCGCGGUGUCUGAUAGCGACUUGCAUAUCCAGCUCUUGCAAGCCCAAAUUGCUCAGCUUCAAGCGAACCAAGCGGCAGCGGCAAGAGCUCAAGCCCUCGAAGCUCAGCUGGCGCAGUUGCGCGCGGCCCCUCCUGUAGUCGCCCAACCGCCAGCAACCCCCAAUCUGGAGCUAAUUUUGGCGCUCUUGGCCGGCCAACCUGCCCCAGCUAGCGUACCAGCCCCGGCACUGAGUCUCGAAGCUCAACUAGCGCAGUUGUUGGCGCCGCCACCACUCGCCCAACCCCAAGUGCAACCCAACAACGUCGAGUUGCUUCGGGCUCUUUUGGCAAGCCAAGCCACCCCAGCCACUGCGCAACCCCAAGCACUAGGUCUGGAGGCCCAGCUCGCACAGCUGUUGGCAGCUCAGUCUCGCAACGUUUCUGGCCACUCCCAAGUCGCUCCAAAACCAGCAAAAUCACCGACCUUACCAGCCCAUGCUCCAUUGUGCACGUUUUACCAGAGUGCCCGAGGCUGCCACUACGGAAGCGAGUGCAAACGUCGGCACGACCAGCCUGGGGGGAAUAAUACGCCCCCAAAACCGCAGCCCACAAAACACCCAAGCAAGCUUUGCGGAGGCAAACCUGCCAAAGCCGACAUUUGUCCGUUUUUCAACGCCCCAGGGGGGUGCACCUUCAGCGCCGACAAGUGCAAAAAACUCCACAUCGUGGACCCGAAAGCUCAAGCUAUUCGGGAGCAGGAGGUGGCGUCGUUUGCAGCCACGCAAAGCGACUUGCGGGCCAACGUCGAGCGUGUGCGCCAAGAAAUGAAGGCUGCUUACGAUCAAGCCAAUCGGUUGGACCUGGUGAUCGUCAUGGACUGCACCAGCUCCAUGGGCCCGUGGAUCAAAUCUGCCAAGGACGCUGUCACGAGCAUCAUCACCAACAUCCAAGUCGACCACCCCAAUGCCAAUGUGCGCGCGGGGUUCGUGGGGUACCGCGAUUACGCCAGCUACACGCACGCCCCGCUUCGCGUCGAGUCGCACGCGCUGACCACCAACAUCCCAGACGUACAUGCGUUUAUCUCGACGUUGCAGGCUUGCGGGGGGCGUGGCAACUUUGCCGACAUCCCAGGAGGUAUCGCAGAAGCUCUCGAUAUGCCGUGGGAAUCCGACGCCAAAGUGAUGAUCCUUGUGGGCGAUGCCCCGUGUCACGGACAGUUGUACCACGACCGGUACACUGGCACGAUGGACCCGUCCACACCGUGCAUUCAAGAGCAAAUGCGCACGAUUGCUCGUCGUGGCAUUGACUUUCGGUUCAUUGAGAUCCAGCCAGAGAACACGGCAAAAAUGGUCGCGAUUUUGCAGGCCGAGUAUAUGUCGACUUUGGCAAGCGACGGGUUGGCGAGAUCGUUUGCGACCGUGUCGCUGGCCGCGUCCGGUGACGUGGUCAAGUUUGGAGACGUCGUGCGGCAGAUCAGCACGGCGUCGCUGACUGCGAGCAAGUCGCGCAGCGUGAUUUCGACCGCGAGGCAAGUCUCGACCAAAGGAUCGACGACUGCGACGCUCGUGAAAAUCGGCGAAGACGACGAAGCUGACGACGACGAUAGUGACAACGACGAUGACGCCAAUAAGUCGAGUCCUAAAAACGGAGGGGUCAAAGCCGAGUGGGCGCCCCCGACGACGGUGGAACCGCUGUCGUGGCCACUCGUGGAAGCAUGCCCUGAGAUUGCCGCGUUUCGCUACUGUGUCAUGAUUCGGUUAGAAUGCAACAACCUGUCCAACCCAGUGACCAUCACGACCAAACAACCGACCACGAUCAAGUUGGUGUCGACACCAUUUGCCAAGGGCGCCAUGCGCACCGCCCACGGCAUGCAGGACACAAAGCUCGGUUUGAACCUCGUGGCGAAAUUUUACUUUGGGACGGCGGCGACGAUGGACCACCACGUCCGCCAAGACGUCGAAAUGCACGCGAUUUCAAAACGGUUAGCCAAGGAAUUCUCCAAGUCCAAGCAUGUUGAGACGGGCGUGGAUUUUAUCACGACGUGCUGGUACGAAGUCAAGGGCCGGCCGCUGUUCACGGCCGAGCCGUACAUUCCAGGGGACUAUACAAAGUACAACAACAACAGCGGAUGGGUGGGCGGCGAUGACCAUGGUACUGCUGCCGCCACCGCCAACGACAGCCAAGUGGCCACAGCCCAAGCAUUUUCCCACUUUACGUACCAGCACACCAAGGGGCAACUCAUGAUUGUGGACUUGCAAGGCGUCGGGUCGAUCUUCACAGAUCCUCAGAUCCACUCGUUGGAUGCAACCAAAUAUGGCCAUGGCAACUUGGGCCAGGCUGGCAUCACGAGCUUCUUUGCCACGCACAAGUGCAAUCGAGUUUGCCGCGCUUUACAUCUGACACCAUUUGACAACAGCCCCGUCGACGCAUCCCAAUUGCAAGACGACGAAGCUGGUGUUGGUGCGACCCCUGCUGCAGACAAGACCAUGACAUGCAGCUGUGGGCUUUGCGGUGGCAUCUUUACCAUGUUUCAUUCGGGGUUUGUGGCCGAAAUAAACCAGUACCCAGACGUGCAUUGCCCGACCUGCAAGCUCGAGUACGACAAAUCCAAAACGUCCAUCGCGUGCCUAGAAUGCGGCAAAGCCAAGACGUAUUCGCUGUAUUGGUACAAGAUGAAAGGAAUGUCCACGCCCAAAUAUUGCAGCAAAGUGUGCAAAGCCGCCAAAGAACCCACGAAGAAGCCGCCAAGAUCUCGGCCGUGGCAGAAGGUCGUGUACCUCGCGAUUGAGGCGGCGAAACAACCGGACGGGUGGUCCCUACUCGCUUCUGUGGGCAACAAGUUCAAGCAGAUCGACCCGACAUUUUCCGCCAAAGAUCACGCGGCGAAUCUCAUGGAGCUGCUGCGCAGCCUCCCAAACGUUGAAAUUCGUGAAAAUGCCGUCGCCCCAGGCGUCGCUGCGAAUUAUUCGGCGCGACUCAAAUAGAUUGGGGUAAUGUGAUUGAAUACAUACAUUUGCAUGCCUUGUCAGCCAUCAAGCAGCCGUCCAAUUGUACGGUGUGACUAACUCAUGCCCUUUGUCGUCCCCCA